AUGAUGGUGAUGUUGUCUUAUCACGUUUCCUCGAGACGGUUGUGUAAACAAGCUUGUCCUUAUUCGCGUGGUCUAACUGUGAGCAGCCACGAACACUUUUGCAGCUACCUAACAUGAUUCUGACUGUGUCGACAAGAUAUUUAAACGCUUCUGCUGGUCCGUCCGUUACGGACCGACACCCGGCAUGCGCACUGCUUCUGGGUCUUGGCACAGUCGAGCCCCAGCUUUGAAGGCUGACCAACAGCAACAUGCUGCAACUGGAGCUUUGCGCGGAGGCGGAUGCGGCGUUGUUCGCUGCCGUCGAGGAGGGCGCCACGCUGGGUUGGCAGACCCCACCGAGCUCCUGCGCCCCAGCCACAACAGCGACAACAGCCACAGCCGCAGCGGGAGCUGGAGCUCUGCCUUUCGGCUGCUUCCAUAUGCCUAGCUUUGUAAGGCAGCUGGCCGCCAAGACCGAGGCAGCGCUGGGGCGAAGCACGGAGCCAAGCCACAACACAGAUGGCGCGGCUCCCACAAACGCGUUUAGCACCCCAGUGGUCAAACGGGGGCGUGGCAGGCCGCGGCGCACCGACCACCCGCCGCCGGCCCCGCAGCAGCGCAAGCGCACCACACCUGGCUCUCAAAACCAGAUACAUCACCAGCAGCAUGCCAGUGAGUCCUCCUACGAGCUAACGGCGGGGAACAAGCGCGGCGCCAGCGGCAGCGGCCCUUGCAGCAGCAGCUGCAGCCGCUCAGGCUCAGACUCGGGCUCCGAGGACGGGCGGGGCAGCGGCCGGGGAAACAGUGAUGACACUUGGACCAGGCGCCUGAGCCGCCGCCUGGACGUCACACAGCUCGGCACACGCCGCAGGGCCAAGCGGCGCCGCAACGCGCCCGCCUGGGCCGCCGACUACCAGAGCGCCAGCCUCUCCUCCUCGCCGUCCGCCACCAGCGGAAGCGGGAGCGGGAGCGACGGUGAGCGGAGCAGCGGCGGCGGGCGUAGCGGCCGUAGCCGCACCAGCACCGACAGCGACGGCGACGGCAGUGAUGAAAGCACCGAUCAGUCUGACUCUUGCUCGGAUGACGGCGGCCACGUCGGCGCCGCCGCGCCGGAGCCGGUGCUGGCGCCGCCGGGCUCCCUGCUACAGCCCGGCAUGGACUCGCUGCUGCUGCCGGUGGCGCAGCUGCCGCCGCACGCGCGGCUGGCGGCGGCGGCUGGCGGCGGCUUCGUGCCGCUGGUGCUGGAGGUGGACGGCCUGCUCAAGCCGCGGCUGUCCGUGGGCGCGGCGGGCAAGGACGGCGCGGCCGCUGACGUCAGCGCCAGGGUGGCGGAGGCGGCGGCGCGGCGCUACCGCCGCCUCAUGGAGCGGCUGCUGCGCCAGCACUGCGCCGCGCUGGGCGUCGCCGGCUGUAGCAGCAGCGCCGGCGGCGGGGUUGGCGGCGGGCUGGGCGGCAGGGGCGUCGGCGGCGGCGGCCGUGGGAGAGGCCGGGGUCGAGGCCGGGGCGAGCAGGCACAGCUGGGCGGCGGCGUGGCGGACAGCGGCCGCUACAUCUACAUGCGCCUGCUGCGCGAAGGGAGCGGUGGUGGUGGUGGUGGUUGUGGUGGUGGUGGUGGCGGCGGCGGCGGCCGCCUCAUGGGCCCCGGGGCCAGGGCCAGGGCUGGCGGCGGCGGCGCAGCCACGCCAGCCCGGGCGUGCGAGGCCGUGCCCGGCUCUGGCGGCUGUGGGCACUGCGCCGGUCACUGCGAGGGCGUCGUGGGAGAUGGCGGGGGAGCCGGCGGACUCACGGCUGCUCCCGUGCGACCCGCGGAGGCGCCCUUGCCUGACUGCGAUGCGAAGGCGGAGUCACUGCGGGCACCUGUGUGGUCGACAGCAGGAGCUGCCCAGGCCGCAGCCGCAGGUGCUGCCACUGUCGAAGUGGAGUGUGCGGAAGCCGCGGCGGCUGCCGUGGGGUCUUGUGCCGUUGUCGUGGAUGGGGGCGCGGAUGCGGCGGGCCCAAUGCAGCGGCCCCAGGCGGGAGGGCCCGAGGAGAACGGCGGCUGUGCAUCCGCGCAGUCGGAUGUCCCGUUGCAACAGCAGCUGCAGCCGCAACCGAGGGAUGCGCACUCGCCAGCGCCCCAAGGGCCGGCGGCAGCGGCCGACGCCGCGCUGGUGUUCGCCGCAGCGCCGCCCACGCCCACGCCCACGCCCAUGCCCAUGCCCACGGCCCCGGCCCCGGCCCCGGCGCCGGCGACGGCCCCGGCCAACCCCGGGACAAACGCGCAAGUGGCGCAGCUUCCACAGGCGCAGACCACUAGGAACCUCAAGGGGGCGGCAGGCGACCUGCAGGAGGCGGCGGCGGCGGUGGCAGCAGCAGAGCCGCCUGAGGCGCUGGCGCUUGCCGGCGCAGUGCCGGCUGCUUGUGGCGGCCGCGGCAGCGGCGCCGGUCCGGAGGGCGGGCCGCGGGUGCUGCUGUUGGGGCUGGGGACGGUGUGCGCGCGCUUCGCCGGCUUCGUGUUGCUGGGCUGGUCGGUCUACAACAUGGACUGCCUGGUGCUGCGGCUGGCCUCGCCGCGGGCCUGGGACACGGACAUGCAAAGGGCGCGGCGGCGGCAGGAGCGGCACGCCGCGGCCGCCGAUGACCCAUGCGCGCCGCCGCUAGACCCCGCGGCGGCACUCAGCGGCCCUGAACAGGAGCAGCGCGGCCGGCAGUGUGGCCGCGGGGGCCAGGGCCACCAGCACGGGGCCGCUGUGUCGCCGCAUGCGGGCAAGCAACAGCCAGGCGGCGCGCGGCGCUGGGGCCGGGGCCGGGGCCAGGGUGACGGCGGGUCGCGGAGCGAGGACUCUGGGAGUGGCCGGGAAGGCAGCCAGGGCACGGGCAGCGACAGCAGGCGCUCACGCAGCAGCGGGAGAGGUGACGAUGUUGAUGGGGUGAAGGGGCGGGAGGCGGGGGAGCGCUGGGCCCCACGCGGCCGCGGCCGCGGCCGGGGUCGGGGCCGGGGCAGGGGCCGCGGCCGGGGACGGGGACGUGGACGUGGCCGGAGGGGGCACUGGCGGUCCGAUGACGAGGGGGAAGCGCACGAGGCGCGUGGCUCUGGGCAGGACCGGGACCGGGACCCGGACCGUGGCUCUGAGGGUACACAAGAGGUGACUGAAAGCACUGUCUCCCUGUCGCCUGGCGGGCCUGACCAGCAGCAGCAGCAGCAGCAGCAGCAGGAGCAGCGCCGCCGGUCGUCCCGGCCGGAGCGGCAAGCCGGGCAGAAGCACCGCCGCUGGGACGACGACAGCGCAUCCGAGCAGCCGGAGGGAGCAGCUGCGGAGGAAGCAGCACCUGCAGCGGCAGCCAGUGCCGAACACACGGCGGCGGGCCACUCGUCGCAAGUGCUGUCGCAGCAGCCGCACGCGGAGGCGGAGGCUCCGCCGCCGCGGCGGCUGAAGCGGCGCAAGGGCCCAGCGCUGAAGCGACCCUUCUACGAGUACCGCUACGUCGAGCCCGGGGCGGCGGCGGCGGCGGCGGCGUCCGGCGAUGACCACAGCGACGGCGCGGCGGCGGCGCGAGCCAGGCAGCGGCACAAGCGCAGCAGGCGCCCACGCCCCCGCCAACAGCAACAGCAGCAGCAGCAGCAGCAGCAGCAGCCGGACGCUGCGGGGCCAACACAGGCGCUGUCGCAGCAGCUGGCCGGCACCUCAGCGGCAGCGGCGGUAGCGGCAGCCGCGGCGGCCGCUGCUGCUGUGGGCACCUCCGCCGCGGCGGCGGCUUUGGCCGACCCCAUACUGGUUGCUAGCGCCGGUCCCUCCGGCGGCACUACUGCCGCAGCUACACCGUCACCACUGCCGCCGCCGGGCGCGGUGUCGGGGUCCCUGUCACAGGCCGCAGCUGCGCCCGGCGUUGGCGCCGCCGCUCCAGCCGCCGGUGGCGGCGCCGCCGCUGGCCAUGUCCCACCGCAUGUGCGCAGCCCUCCAGCGCUGCCGCCACCCGGCGGCGCAACAAGCGCUGCGGACUGCGCACAAGGCCCAGCUGGCGCACCCGCAGGAGGGGUGACAGCGGUCACGGCAGCCGCCCCGGCCCUCGAGCGCCAUGCUUCCGGGCUACGUGGUCGGACGACGGCGCCGCCUCCGCAACAGGACCAGCCGGCAGCGGAGGAGCCAGGCGGUGCGGACACUGUUGUGGAGACCGUGGCGUUGACGGUCCCGCUGGAGGCGGCGGGUGACGAUGCCGCUGACACAGCUGUGUCUCGCGCCGUCACAGCUCACGGUGUCAUUCCUCCUGCUACAGCUGUACCUGCAACUGCCGCCUUUACGGCCGCAGCACCCCACGCAGUAGCGGCAGAACCCAUUGGCGGCACUGACAGAAUGGCUGCUGCAGGGGCCGCAGCAACAGCGGAACGCACUGCAACUGCUACUGCCAACGGCCGGGUAGAAGCAGCUCCACAGCCGGCCGCAGUUGCUGGUUGCAACAGCGCUUCAGCGGGGCCACCUGCACCUGCAACAGCUGUAGCAUCAAGAGCGAAUGGCAGCAGCACGGCGGCAGCAGCAGCCGCAGCAGUAGCAGUCGCAGCUAGCGCGAAUGGGGACGGUCAUGGCCCCAGCGGUAGCGCCAGCAGCGGCCUCAAGCAGAAGGUGGAAUCGGCUGCGGCGCUGGCGGCGGCCGCAUGUGCUCGGGCGGAGGAGGUGCUAAGGCUGUGCCGCCAGACAGACAUGCUGCUGGCGGCGGCGGCGGUUAGAGGUGCGGGCGGCAGCAGGAGCGGCGGCGACGGGGCGGCGAUGGCCGGCAGAGCCGGCACCAGCAGGGAUGCCGAACGCGCAGUGGUCUGGUCUGCGGCUGGGGCAGACCCGGCAACUGGGUUUGUUUCGGCGGCUGCACCGCCGCCGCCGGGACUGGUCGCUGUCGGGGGGCCGGUGGUCAUCGACCUGGUCAGUGAUGAUGAUGAGGAGGAGGAGAGGCAGGACUAACAGUUUUGGGUGGCGCGUGUGCGUGUGUGAUUGUGUGCGGAUGUGUUUGUGUCUCUUGCAAUGGGCGGCCCUGCACCUGGCUGCGCAGCUGGGCACUGCUGAUGGCGGCACGUGUUUGUGUAUGUGGCUGCACACGUGCAGCGUCAGUGACGCCGUGAGUAGCUGCCAGCCGCGGUGUGCGUGAGAGCGUGAGUGCCGUAGCGCGAGCAACAUUCGAGAAAGGGAACGCGCGAGGUCAAAGCACGCUGUAUUCAUGAAUUCACUGUGGGGCUUGGCGAAUGUGUGUAGCGGGACGCUGCAUCACUGCUGUUUACUGAUGGUAUCGAUGGUGGACUUGCAUUUUAGCCUUCUUGAUCAGGCCGGAACAGCUGGAUGGCAAGGUGAUGAGUCAUCAAAAGGCAGGUUGAUAACCACCAGCGGCCCCACCCUGCAACCUCGAUGACUUCACAUGUUCAUCACGAUUGGGCUCCUUUAAAGCUACGAUACCGGUACAUGGUGCGAUGCUUGUUGCUGUUAAACAACGUUUGCUUGAGCACGUGAGGCAUGGGGUACGUAUGCAUCGGCGGAUCACGUGUGUGGUGAUUGGGGCACACUGCGCAGCAGGGCGGGAAUGCGUGCGGCACAGGUUUCGCAGCCGUGUUGGACCAUGUGCUUUGUGCCGGUUGAAUCGUUUGUGGAUGCUGGCCCUCGCUUGAACCUUUUCUGACCGUGAUGACUGUGUUUCCUGGGGAGCGCUUUCUUUGUAGGGCAGCGACGGGCGUGGAUGGCGAGCGUCCAGUUAGGCCCAGGUAGGUCGCAUGGAUGAAGAUGUGAUGACAUUGGUGGACGCGCCUGUUGUGAUUCGCUGAGCUCGCAGCUGGCAGGCUGGCAGCGGGACGACUGCGAGCAGGUUCAUAGCGAGGACACACACGUUCACACGCCUGAUACAAAGCAGUGUGUACGAAGCGGUGUGUAAGGACUCCCCUUGACAGGCUUGGGGCCAGGUUGGACGGGGACAGUGGGGUGACAGCCGGUUUGGGGGCUCCCAUGGCGAUGGCAAAGGCUUUUUGGCAGCCUGCGUAAUCUUUCUUCUUAUGCAGAAGCUUUUAUGUAUACAAGAUCCUUCAAC
Chlamydomonas reinhardtii is the source of this 6018-nucleotide messenger RNA. RefSeq lists its product as uncharacterized. NCBI's taxonomy places the organism in Eukaryota, Viridiplantae, Chlorophyta, Chlorophyceae, Chlamydomonadales, Chlamydomonadaceae. Bases 249 to 4910 code for a protein of 1553 amino acids. Gene Ontology annotation, biological process: activation of GTPase activity. The record is from RefSeq and is a predicted model, not a curated record. Gene Ontology annotation, cellular component: nucleus; cytoplasm. Gene Ontology annotation, molecular function: guanyl-nucleotide exchange factor activity. The transcript is spliced from 2 exons.